UGUGAGCUUUGGCGGCUGGCAGGCUGACAACUGCCUGAGAGGCGCAGGGAAUGUGAGUGUUCGGAGGGAAGCGGCAGGGCGCACCGCUGUCUCCGACUAUCGCUGUUUUUUGUCAGCCGAGCUGUUUGCAUCCCGAGGCCCAGCCGUUAUCACGGGCCUCGUCCCACAAGGACGCACUUCCUGUACACAGUCAGACAGUGACUCCAACAUGGGGGUCAAAACCUUUACUCACAGCUCCACAUCCCACAGCCAGGAGAUGUUGGAGAAGCUGAACGCUUUGCGCAACGAGGGACACUUAUGUGAUGUCACCAUUCGGGUCCAAGACAAGCUCUUCCUGGCCCACAAAGUGGUCUUGGCCUGCUGCAGUGAGUUCUUCCGCUCCAAACUGGUGGGCCGGCCAGAGGAGGAGGACAAAUUCGUGUUGGAUCUUCAUCACGUGACCGUUAGUGGAUUCGCUCCUCUGUUGGAAUAUGCUUACACAUCUACGCUGUCCAUUAGCACAGAGAAUAUCAUUGACGUCCUGGCAGCUGCAAGUUACAUGCAGAUGUUUGCUGUGGCUAGCACAUGUUCAGAGUUCAUGAAGUCCAGUAUUCUGUGGAGCCCAGGUAACAACAACAACAACAACAACCUUACGGCAGAUAAACCCCAUGAAUCAGCACCAGAGAGCGCCUCAUCAAACUGUGCCCUGACGCCAUUGGAUGGCAGUGUGUCACCUGUUUCAUCUGACUGCAGUGUGAUGGAGAGAAACGUUCCUAUAUGCCGUGAAUCACGACGGAAGCGCAAAAGCUUUGUAACAAUGGCAUCACCUGAGAGUCCACUUAAAUGCACUACACAGAUGGUUACCACCUCCCCUCAGAUCCCCAACCCAUCCCCUUCAUUCUCUGACAGCACAGCCCAGCCUGUGGAAUCCUCCUUGGCCUUCCCAUGGACUUUCCCGUUUGGUAUCGACCGGAGGUUCCACUCAGACAAAUCAAAGCUUCCGGAGAGUCCUCGUUGUUUAGAGCAGGGCACCCCAGGGACCUCAGAGGUGGUUGUUGGUCGGCGGCUCAGCGACUUCCUAACAUGUGAGAGCUCCAAGGUGGUGUCAUCACCAGUGGCGGCAGAAGAGGAAGAUGUGAGAGUGAAGGUGGAGCGUCUUAGUGAUGAGGAGGUCCAAGAGGCGUCCUCUCAGCCGGUCAGUGCCUCUCAGAGCUCACUGAGUGACCAGCAGACGGUGCCAGGAAGUGAACAGGUCCAAGAAGAGCUCCUCAUCAGUCCACAGUCCUCCUCUAUAGGGUCGAUGGAUGAGGGAGUGUCUGAGGGUUUGCCAUCAAUGCAGAGCACCUCCAACACUGGAGGACAUGCUGAAGAUGAUGAAAGGUUAGAAGGUAUUCAGUAUCCUUACCACCUUUAUAUCAGCCCCUCAGCCAGGCCUGGCACCAAUGGCCCCGACAGACCCUUCCAAUGUCCGACCUGUGGAGUCAGAUUCACGCGCAUUCAAAACCUGAAGCAGCAUAUGCUCAUACACUCAGGCAUUAAGCCUUUCCAGUGUGACCGCUGUGGGAAAAAGUUCACACGGGCCUACUCCCUAAAGAUGCAUCGGCUGAAGCACGAAGGUAAACGCUGUUUCCGGUGCCAGAUUUGUAGCGCCACAUUCACGUCCUUCGGUGAAUAUAAGCACCACAUGAGGGUCUCCCGACACAUAAUCCGCAAGCCGCGGAUUUACGAGUGCAAAACGUGCGGGGCCAUGUUCACCAACUCUGGCAAUUUAAUUGUACACCUGAGGAGUCUGAACCAUGAGGCAUCCGAACUAGCAAACUACUUCCAGAGCAGUGAUUUCCUCGUGCCCGACUACCUGAGCCAGGUGCAGGAGGAGGAGGAGGCGCUGGGAGUCCAGUAUGAGCUAGAGGAGUCCCAACAUCACCCUGUCUACCCGGGCAGUACCUCCACCUCCACCACAACUGCGGCCUCAUCCACCUCCUCAGUCCAGAUGCCCGUCAUCUCCCAGGUCUCCUCCUCCACCCAGAAUUGCGAGAAUUCCUCCGGCUUCCUUUCACCCGAGCCCCUGGAUCCCCUGGAAGCCUCAGCCUCCCUCAAGAUGGAUGCUGAUGAGACAGCGGCCGUGACAGAGGAGACCAAGAUGGACAACAGUGUAGGAGGCAGUUCCCCAGAGGUGCUCGAAGAAGAGCAGCAGCAGCAGCAGCAGCAGCAUACCCAGGGCAAGGAGCUGGCUUCUAUUACCAUAGAGUGAUUCAAGCCUUCUACUUGCUCAUCAUGUCUUAUUUUGCAGUCAUGUCAUAUGGGAAUAUGUGUUGGAAUGCCUUGGCGGCUAAAAGGGACAACUUGGACAUGGGCACAUGUUGAAACCUCAUCAUGUGAAGCCAUCAAGACGCAGGGAUUGAAGUUUUCUGAAGACUUCAGUUGCCUUGAUGAUGUUUUUCCACAAGCAACACGGAUGCACUUAUGUGAGUUCAUGUUUUACACCAAACAAAUCCAGCAAAGUAAAUUUUAUUUGUGUUCUCAGCAGUGGUGGUACAAUUUUCCUGAACUUGCUUCAGUAGCAGUUAGCUCAGAGCAGUUACAGUUGGGGCUUUUCCACUGGUGCUUUGCAGCGCCAAGUCAAUCCAUGCUGCGCUGAUUUGCUUUUCCAUUGCCAGUUUAACUGCACUGAGUUGUGCCGCUGAGCCUUGUUCAAGAUGAACCUUCUUCAGGUUGGGGCUAAAGCGAGCUGCAGUGACAGCUUGUUACUGUGGCCAACCUGUGACUCAUCUCAUGUUUACGUAGGAAACCUGAGAGAGAGAUGUUUUUAACUGAGUUUCUUCAGUUUCUCUACAGUGUCCCUGACCUUACUUUCAGAUAUCAGAUGUAUUUCACUGUUUCAUCAUGUUUGUUUUCAUCUGUAGACAAGUUUAGUUGAGUUACUGCUAGAGAAAAAACAACAUUUCCUGGUUUGGCUGCUUUAUGAUGAAAGUAUUUUAUUAACUGGUGGAGGGACUAACUAAUGGGGAACUUAAAGUGCGAAGAAUUGUUAAACUGGGAUGAGAGUUUUCGGGCACUUCUUUGACUUCCACUCAAUCCACUUUCAUCAUCAGUUAAAGACGCAUCUGAAUGCAGGUAGCCUCGUCGUAAUGGAAAUGCAAACCCUGUCGCACCGGGCUGAUGUGCCCAGUCAAAGCGAGUCAGGCUGAGCCAGCACUUGCUAAUGGAAAAGCCCCACUUGUUGUUGACAUAAGAUGUCAGUAGGUCAUACAAUCUGUGUUCGGCCUACCACCACACCUGAAUUUCAAAGUAAUAUCAAGUGAACAGUAUUAAAGGGCAGCAAUCUUUAAGAAGGUUGUUUUUUUCCCAUAUGACGUGAAUGCAGCACAAGCUAAAGUCAUUUCUGUCUUAGCCUAUUUGAGGUUUGUUUCGUACAAGCCUUGCCCUACUUUUGGAAAGUGCCUGAGAGUUCCCAUUUUAACAAAGCAGCGUGUAGAGGAAAAAGAGGUCUUGACUUUGCCAACAGUGACAAAUCAAGUGUUUGCAAACUGAGCUAAAUAAAAACAUAUUGUAUUUCAUUUGUAGUGAUAAUGCUAGUUUGUAUGGGCUGAGACUGUGUUAUUCCUUCAGUGCCGUCGCUAUAGGCAAACUGUUAAAUGUCAAUAUUAUCUAUAUUGCAAUAGCUUGUACUGUAGUUUUACUAUUUGAAUGCUGUGUAUGAUAUGUCAGGUGUGUAUGUGCUUUUGUUUUUAACUCUAUAAACUCAGAACAUUUCAUUUUUAAAUGUUUAAAACUUGAAAUUAUAUUGACAGAGUAUUCCCAUAAGAUGUUUGUGCAGUAUAUACGAUUUCUGACCUAUUAGAACUUAUUUUUUUAUUUUUUAUGAACACUGUUGUUAAAUCAAACAUCACAUCUCCAAAAACCUAAACUCUAAGAGUUUAGGGAGACUUGGAUCAGCACUGAUGCAUCUUUUGUUUUAAAAACCUAACCAAAUAAAUGACUAAAUAAGACUGACAUUUAUGUGAGACAAACAAGGAAACUAAAAAAAAAAAAAAAAAAGAAAGAAAGAAAAAAAAAAAUUAAAAAUUUGGGCUUCAAAUUUUUAUCAUGACUGCAGUGUUAUAUUCCCAAACAGACUCUACGACAUGGUAAUGUAGCAUUAACCCGUGUCAUAAAUAUUGAUAUCUGACAUGGGAUUCAAGUUUCAAUCAUCCUGAAUUACCAACAGGUACACUGCUGAUGUUCUACGAUGUUGCAUGACUGUUGAAGUGAUGUUUCAUUUCGGUACAACACGAUUGUCUUUUAUAAUCUUUGUGUGACUUUAUGGUUGACAAACCGAGAAUUAUGUUAUCCCAAAAGCGUGGACUAACCACCAGCUUUGUUUGAUUUUUCUUUAUCUAAUGUCAUAAAGGGAAAAACUACAUUGUGAAGACUUCCCUGACUGAAAUGUAAGAAAAUAUUGUACGUCUGCAACCAGGAACGCAGGAAGUAGUUAAUGCAAAGAUUCUGAUGCUAUCUGUGAUGGCCAGUUCUCUGUCAGAACCAGGCUGUUGUUGGGUGUUAUGGUAGUAUUGCUUCAGAAGCAGUAUGAACAUGCUAAUGUGUGAAUGCAAAUACUGUGAGUGAAAUCAUUAUAAAUGAUAACUUCAAAAUAUAGGCGAGAGCUUACCCUUCAUCUUAAACUGAUAACACAGUUUGGCAGUUGAUGUUACUUGUUUCUUUUUGAAUGCUGAUUUUGGGUCUAACCUUCAGCUCCUGUUACCUGUGUUGUGCCAACAUGGUUGUAAUUGUGUCCUUGGACAUUGUUGUGCCUGUAUUUUGAGAAGAUAAUGAUACCCAUGGUGAUGAUCCAUGAGUUGAAUGCUACUGACUGUGACUUGUUCAGUGAAAUCUUUGUAUGUAUUUUCUGUUGCCCCCUGAAAGUAGUACAAACAGCCGACAUUUAGGAUGAUCGCAGCAGGAUGGAAGACCUCACACGCAGAGUUGAUUGUAAAUGUAAAGAUGACUAUUGCUGUGAUGAGGGCAUCAAUAUCACCCUGUCCUGAUCUAUGAAAUUCACUGAGAGCUGUCUUAAAAUGUCAGCGCGUGCCAUCCUAUCAGUCACUUUUUCAAAGUUGUGCCAUUUGCCCUUUUAUCUGGGUACAAAUCAUGCUUUUUCCUACAGGACCAAAUGUUCUCUAUCUUAUUUGGGAUUUGCCAUGGCAAUCAGUAAUUGCACAUAAUAAAAGAAAGAGAUAAUCAUUCAAAGUGGUCCAUGGUAUUUAGCAAAGGGGUCCUGCUGUUUUGCCCCUUAAAACACUGUAUGAUGUUGUGCAUUUAAGAGGCUAGCCUUAGUAAAUGGACCUAUUAACUCUAGUUGCACAAUAUCAAAAUUUUAAAAGUUUUCUAUUUCCAUUUGUAUGUCACGCUUUUCAUCUGUUUUUCUUCAGUGUCUGUACUCAAACGACUUUUUUAUAAUGAAAUGCUGCUGUUUGUUGAAACGCAAAGUGCCCAAAAUAUUUUUGUGAACCAAUGGUGUGCAAUAAAUGGACAGGUGUUGUUUUUGAAAGUUUGGAUUUUGUCUUUGGAAUGGUGAAUUCUGUUGAAAAAAAAAAAAGAAGAAUGUAUAAUUUUGUUUUAUUCAAAUGUGACUGAAGGUGAAUCAAAUAGGCAAGGACCCCAUUUGAUCUGUGAAACAAAGAACAAAGCUUUGAUUUCAGACGACCGGUUCUAUUCAGCUCCUUUCUGUUUGUUUCUGAAGUUGCAUGUUCAUAUCGUUCUGUGAAGUGGAGAGCAUGUCUUCAGUUGCCGAUGCGUUCUGUCAAGGCCUUAUUUGUCGAUGACUCUUCAUCCAACAUAGCUUUGAUCUGUUGUUCAGCAUGCCCUCUACUUUUCUGUACAUUUUCCCUUUUCUGUGCAAUGUUUUAAAGUAUCUUGAUUAUACACAGGACAUGCCUUUUCAAUGUACACUUGAUGUUGUAUAUGUUUUCCAGUCCUUUAUUUAAAAUUAGGAAAAUCGAAGAAAAAAACCUGGUAGCUCUUCAUAGUGGCAUAUAUAUUUUUGGUGACUUUUGUAUUAUGGUUGCUGUUUCAUGGCAUCUUUGGAUAUUCUUGUUAAAUGUGAAUAGAACAGCUUAGUUUGGGAGUGUGGGGGGCCUUGGUAGUCUUCACUUUGUGACUCUCUGCAGUGUGUGUGUGUGUGUAUGUAUAUAUAUAUAAAUAUACAGUAUAUACACUCAUACUAUGUUGCAUAUUCUUUAUACUGUAGGCUACUUGAUUACAACCUGCUUUGAGACAGAUGUUGUUUUUUGUGUCUUUGAUACUGUAUUUAAACUGUAGUUUGGAGAAACUGUACAAAAACAUCCCAGAUAGUAAUGCAACCUGCACAUUGUAUAGGGAGAACUGACGUUUGUGGUGUUGAGUGUUUUAACUGGAUCAUAUUCCACAGUUGGCUGUUAAAAACUGACAAGACCACUCUGUAUUUUAGAGUUCAUGGUUGUUCUGAAUCUUUGCUAGUGUUCUGGCUUUGCAGUCCUGUUAUUAAAAAAAGAGUUGUUUUUGUAAAAGUAUGAAAUGUAAAUAAAAAAAGAAAAAAUCUAAGUCAGACUAAGACUAAAA
Molecule: messenger RNA, 6555 nt
Organism: Acanthopagrus latus (yellowfin seabream)
Lineage: Eukaryota; Metazoa; Chordata; Actinopteri; Spariformes; Sparidae
Gene: zbtb44
Product: zinc finger and BTB domain containing 44
Exons: 6
Coding region: 209-2230 (673 amino acids)
Biological process (GO): regulation of transcription by RNA polymerase II; positive regulation of gene expression
Molecular function (GO): RNA polymerase II cis-regulatory region sequence-specific DNA binding; DNA-binding transcription factor activity, RNA polymerase II-specific; protein binding
Source: RefSeq, a predicted model, not a curated record